Molecule: messenger RNA, 1985 nt
Organism: Pseudonaja textilis
Lineage: Eukaryota; Metazoa; Chordata; Lepidosauria; Squamata; Elapidae
Product: ER membrane protein complex subunit 3-like
Biological process (GO): protein folding in endoplasmic reticulum
Cellular component (GO): EMC complex; membrane
Source: RefSeq, a predicted model, not a curated record
CUUUGAUUCCGCGGUCUCCCUCUCUCGCGAUGACGGUGCCAGAUCUGCGGCUGGACCCUUCCAUUCGCUUCUGGAUUUUGCUGCCGGUGGCCUGGAUCGCGCUGGCUGUGGGGAUUCUGCGCCUGCGCGUGGCGAAGUUGCUGCGCGGCGAGCGCGAGCCGGCCUGGCCUGAGCAACGGCAAGACACGCAAAUUUUGACUCGCAGCCGCCUCUUGAGAGAAAAUGGACGGUUUCUAACUCAUCAGGGUUUUCUUAUGCGCAAGCAUUACUUCAAUAAUUCAGAGAAUGGCUUCUUUCGCAAAACUAAACGCAAACUGCAGUCCCGAAACCCGCUGACAGAUCCCACAAUGGUUACAGAGAUGAUGAAGGGCAACCUUAUAGAUGUUCUGCCUAUGAUUCUCAUUGGAGGCUGGAUCAACUGGGCCUUCUCUGGCUUUGUGGCUACUAAGGUUCCCUUCCCCCUGACCCUGCGAUUCAAGCCCAUGUUGCAGCGUGGAAUUAACCUGCCUUCCAUGGAUCCCUCGUGGGUGAGUUCGGCCUCCUGGUAUUUCCUCAAUGUCUUUGGACUCCGAAAAAUAUACAAACACGUUCUGAGAGAGGACCCUGAGCCAAGUCAGCUAUUGCUUGAAGUUCAGCUCAUGGGCUCAGAUAUCCCUGCUCCACCAGAUCCCAACAAGGCCUUCAAAGCUGAGUGGGAAGCCUUGGAAUUGGUCUCUCACCACUGGGCACUUCAGGAUGUUGAGGAACAGCUGAUGUCACAGGACCUCAAGUUGACCCAGAUGUCCAGGCCAGACUGAGCUCUAUCAGUCCACUCUGGAGUACAGUCCUAUGGGAAAGGCAGUGCCCAGAGACAUUCUGUUUAUCACUGUGAAUUGGUGGCCAAGGACCACUUAUUGUGCAUGGUGUGCUAAAGUUGUGAAGCUGUGCUUGGUUUAAAUGGUAAAAGAUACUGACAGCACUGAAAAUCAAUGAUCAGCAGUCUGAUCAGGAAAGAGCUUUAGAAACCUUGUGAAGAGCUGAAGCAUGGAAUAGUGUCUGCUUCCAUUUCCUGGUGUGCAGCAAGAGAAAAAAAAAUGUGAUAAGUAUAUUUGGAGGCUUCAGGUAGUAAUUUAAUGUAUAUGGUAUUGCAGAAUACUGGGUAAUAAACCAAGAUAGCUGCAACUUCUCUUGCUCAAUUAUUAUUUGUUCAGGGGCAGAUUCUAAGAGGUGCUAAAUAGACUCCCGAGUUUAAAUACUUUUUAACACCGCACUGAAAUAACUCUUUUGUGGGCACUAGAGUAUCUCCAGCAAAAGGGAGAUCUAGAUUGCAACUCUUAGGAGCUACAAUUGCCUGAUGUCAGCUGAGAAGCUACCAGAUGUGGAUGUUCUUAGUUUGUACUGACCGAAGCAAAACAGAAAGAAGGCAAAUCUUUACAGACCUUGGUUCAAAGCCCCGCCCCGCAAAGGGAAAUAAAGCAAGGCAAAAGUGUAAUGUGUGUGCAUCCUGUAAGGGAUAAUACCGAGGGGAAAAAGAGAGGCCAUAUGCCUUUUAAAAGAAGUUACUUUAUGUACACAUGCCAAAAAAUAUUUUCUUCUGCAAGAUAACUUCAAGAGAAAUAAAAGCUCAAAGAGUUACGUGAAAGAAUAUUCUUCCAAACUCUUUAAGUAAUUAAAUGCACUAUGUGCUCCUGCCAACAGUGAGUGUCCUGUGCUUGAUCAACACUGCUUCCUGCUGUAUUCUAUCCACUGCAUUGCGCACACAAACCUAUUUACAAACUAGUGCAAUCCCUGAGCCUAGAAGUAGCAACAGCAGUGGCAGCAGAGACUCAGAUAAAAGGGAAGAAUUCCGAAGUUUUGCUCGAACAGGGAUACACCUGGUAGGUAUCAGGCCAACUGAAAAGAAACUUCAAGAGCUGGUAGUCAAUUUUCUCCUACAGUCCUUAGGCUGAAGGGAACUGCAACACAGUAUAGACUGAAAAAAAUGGCUGUCUUCCCAAACAGGUUUG